AUGGAUUCAGAAGGUGUCCAUUCGCAGUCGGCAUCAUGGUUUCCUCCAGUGGGCUAUAUGCUAGGUCUUGCGGGUAUCUGGCUCGCAUACAAGAUUCUGGAGGCCAUCUACAACAUCUCGCCAUUCCAUCCGUUGAGCGGAAUCCCUGGACCAAAACUAGCGGCAGCGACAUACCUGCCUGAAUUCUACCACGAUGUCAUUAGGUUCGGCUGCUAUACAAAGGAGAUCGCGCGCAUGCACAAGGUGUACGGACCCAUCAUCCGCAUCAACCCCAACGAAGUACACUGCGACGACAUCAGCUUCGCCGACGAAAUCUACGCCGUCGGUGGCCGAAAGCGCGACAAGCCUGUACACCAGAUCAAUGGUCUUGGAGAAUCCGGUUUUGGAACCGUAGACCACAACAUCCACCGCCUUCGCCGCAUCCCCCUAGCAAAGUUCUUCUCUCGCACAAUGAUAACGCGACUCGAACCCGAUCUUCAUUCUGACGUCCAGAAGCUCUGUGAUAAGCUUCUCCGACAAUCGGGUGAUAACAAGCCAUUCGACGUCACCAUGGCAUACAGCUGCUUUACCGCCGACGCCAUAUCCAAAUACAGCUUCGGUGAGAGCUUUGGGUUCCUCGACCAACCAGGUUGGUUCCCUAAUUUCAGAGAACCAACUGCCUCGAUUCUGCGUCCUGUCUUUGUGUUCCGCUUUUUCCCUUGGACGAAAUCUACUACAAAGUUGGCAGCGACAUUCGUCGAUUACUUGCCCAAGGAUAUUUCACUUAUGGUCAAAACAUUGCAGAUUGAUCUGCCAGCCAGAGUACGCAAGACCAAGGAGGACAUGGAUGCCGGUAUUACGUAUGAUCGGCCGACUAUUUUCGCGAGUCUUUUGCAAUCCGAUCUCGAGAUUCUGGACAAGGAACCCCAGCGUUUGUCCGAAGAAGCACAGGCUGUUCUAGGUGCUGGAACGGAAACUACAAGUUGGGCGUUGGCGGUCAUGACUUAUCAUUUACUAACCAAGCCGGAGAUUCUUGCUAAGCUCACCGCAGAGCUGAAAACUGUUGUGGAUGACCCGAGACAUCUAUCAUGGCCUGUAUUGGAAACGCUGCCUUAUCUUGGAGCCGUCAUCCAGGAGGGCUUGAGACUGUCCUACGGCGUUUCUAGCCGUACUGCGCGUGUGCCCACUGAAGAAAACCUACUCUACCGUGGAGAAUGGAACAAGAAGAGCGUCCAAUAUGUGCUUCCCAAAGGCUAUGCCAUCGGCAUGUCAGCUUACGUCACACACCAUAACGAACGCGCCUUUCCCGAUUCCUACGCCUUUGCUCCUGAGCGAUGGCUAAACGAGAACAACAACAGGAGAAAAGAAGCUGAGCGUAGUAUGUUGACGUUUUCGAAGGGAAGUCGAUCUUGUUUGGGAAUGAAGUAA
Alternaria arborescens is the source of this 1407-nucleotide messenger RNA. RefSeq lists its product as hypothetical. The transcript has 3 exons. The record is from RefSeq and is a predicted model, not a curated record. NCBI's taxonomy places the organism in Eukaryota, Fungi, Ascomycota, Dothideomycetes, Pleosporales, Pleosporaceae. Gene Ontology annotation, molecular function: heme binding; iron ion binding; monooxygenase activity. The coding region runs from base 1 to 1407 and encodes 468 amino acids.